GCCCGUGCCCUACUGCGGGCGGAAGUAGGAGGGAUGGCAGGGGUAGGCGGCAGCAUGGCGGCGGCUGAUGAAUCGGGCCCGCUGCGGCUCUUCGUUAGCAUCGGGCUAAGCGAGACCAAGGCUCGCGAGACCCUUCGGAACGAGGCGCUCACCGCGUUGCUCCGCGAGUCAGUUGUACAGGCACAAGGAAUCCUGGGUCCAGUGAUUGACAAGACAGUCGGCACCCUGUUGUAUAACGUGGCUUCCCGGCUUAAGGACUCAAAGCGUCUUGGUGACCUUGUUGAGUACAUUGCUACCAAAAAGAUUGUCACAGAUCUGCAGCUCAAUGCUGCUCUGGAAUACCUUAAAAGUCACCCUGUGGAUCCCAUUAAUACAGCAGACUUUGACAAGGAGUGUGGCAUUGGCGUGGUCAUCACACCAGAACAGAUUGAAGAGGCAGUGGAAGCUGCCAUCAGUAAACACAGAACUCAGCUCCUUUCAGAGCGUUACCAUUUUAGCAUGGGGGUUCUGAUGGGUGAGGCACGGAGCAAGUUGAAAUGGGCAGAUGGCAAAAUAAUUAAAAAUGAAGUGGACCUGCAGGUUCUAAAUUUGUUAGGCCCAAAGACAGAAGCUGACUUGGAAAAGAAACCCAAGACUCCAAAGGCCCAUAAUACUGAGCCAGAGAAGGGGAAAUCAGUGGUGAUGGGAAAUGGGGAACCACACCAAGAGACAAAAUCGCUCCUGGAGCAGCUGAGAGGUGAAGCACUCAAAUUCCAUAAGCCAGGUGAGAACUACAAAACUGAAGGCUACAUCAUCACACCUAACACCAUGAAUCUGCUGAAGAAGCAUUUAGAGAUCACAGGUGGACAGGUCCGUACACGAUUCCCUCCUGAACCCAAUGGCAUUCUCCACGUCGGUCAUGCCAAAGCUAUCAAUUUCAAUUUUGGCUUUGCCAAGGCGAACGGUGGAAUUUGCUUCCUGCGUUAUGAUGAUACAAACCCUGAAAAAGAGGAGGAGAAAUACUUUACGGGCAUCCGUGACAUGGUGGAGUGGCUGGGAUACAGUCCGUAUGCAGUGACGCAUGCCUCUGACUACUUUGGCCAGUUGUAUACCUUGGCUGUGGACCUCAUUAAAAGGGGCCAUGCUUAUGUUUGCCACCAGAAGGUGGAAGAAAUCAAAGGACACAAUCCACCCCCUUCUCCAUGGCGAGACCGGCCGAUUGAAGAGUCUCUCCUUCUUUUUGAGGACAUGCGCAAAGGAAAGUUUGGAGAGGGAGAGGCCACGUUGCGCAUGAAGAUGGUGAUGGAGGAUGGAAAGAUGGAUCCUGUUGCUUAUCGCAUCAAAUAUACACCACACCACCGCACCGGUGACAAAUGGUGCAUUUACCCCACCUAUGACUACACACACUGCCUCUGUGAUUCCCUGGAGAACAUUACGCACUCACUCUGCACCAAAGAAUUUCAAGCCAGACGUUCUUCCUAUUUCUGGCUGUGCAAUGCCUUGGAUGUGUACUGCCCUGUGCAGUGGGAAUAUGGACGCCUCAAUCUCCUUUAUACUGUGGUCUCCAAACGCAAGAUCAUUCGCCUGGUUGAGGCAGGGGCUGUCAGGGACUGGGAUGACCCAAGACUUUUUACUUUGACUGCUCUUCGCCGCCGAGGCUUUCCACCAGAGGCGAUCAACAACUUCUGUGCAAAGGUGGGUGUAACUGUUGCCCAGUGCACCACGGAGCCUCAUAUGUUGGAAGCCUGUGUACGGGAAGUGCUGAAUGAACAGGCGUCUCGUGCCAUGGCUGUCCUGGAGCCACUACGGGUGACCAUCACUAAUUUUCCAGCACCACACAAAAGUUUAAGCAUCCUUGUGCCCAAUUUCCCUGCUGAUGAGACCAAAGGCUUCCAUGAAAUCCCGUUCCUGCCAACCAUCUACAUUGAGCAAAGUGACUUCCGAGAGGUUCCAGAUAAAGGCUACAAACGCUUAGCACUGGGCCAGCCGGUGGGUUUGAGGCACACUGGCUACGUCAUUGCUGUUCAGAACAUCAUUAAGGAUACCAGUGGAUCUGUCAAAGAGCUAGAAGUGACUUGCACAAAGUCAGAAGCAGCAGAGAAGCCCAAGGCCUUUAUCCACUGGGUGUCAGAUCCUCUUGUGUGUGAGGUCCGCCAGUAUGAGCAGCUGUUCCUGCAUAAGAAUCCUGAAGACUCUACAGAAGUGCCAGGGGGUUUCCUGAGUGAUGUCAAUCCUGACUCCCUUCAUGUGAUUGAUGAAGCUCUGGUGGACAGAUCUGUAUACGGAGCCAAGCCAUUCACCAAAUUCCAGUUUGAGCGGCUCGGGUAUUUCUCAGUAGAUCCUGACAGCACAGAUGCAAAGCUGGUGUUCAAUCGGACAGUGACCUUGAAGGAGGAUCCUGGGAAAGCAUGGUGAUGUUUCCAUCAUAAUUUCUGAACCCAGACAAAAUUGCUCAGAUGUUAUUUCUCCCUCCUUCCCUGGAGUGGGAUGGGGCAUACAGCCCAAGCACAGUCUUCUACUGUAAUGCUCCUGUUGCCUUAAUACACAUCCUGAAUUCACAGUCGAUUGCAUCAAUAAUCAUAAUAAAAAUGAGCCUGGAGAAAUUC
Candoia aspera is the source of this 2585-nucleotide messenger RNA. It is a transcript of the gene QARS1, whose product is annotated as glutaminyl-tRNA synthetase 1. Bases 34 to 2394 code for a protein of 786 amino acids. NCBI's taxonomy places the organism in Eukaryota, Metazoa, Chordata, Lepidosauria, Squamata, Candoiidae. Gene Ontology annotation, cellular component: cytoplasm; cytosol; aminoacyl-tRNA synthetase multienzyme complex. Gene Ontology annotation, molecular function: glutamine-tRNA ligase activity; ATP binding. Gene Ontology annotation, biological process: glutaminyl-tRNA aminoacylation; translation. The record is from RefSeq and is a predicted model, not a curated record. The transcript has 24 exons.